AUGCGCACCUUCCAUAACGCACUUUGCGUUGUUGUUUUGGCCACGCAGCUGUCGAGGUGUUUUACCGCACAUUUACGCGAGGAUUCUCACCCCUCGAUCCCGGAACUAACAGAGAACAAUGUUAGCACUAGACGAGCGUCAUACAAAGAAGCCUGCACGCCCGGAACGGUAAUCGCAAACCAGGCAGACGCACUUCCCAGCACUGACGAGGAGUCCUCCUUCUACGAUUCCGACACAGACCAGCAGCCUUUCUACUUCGGCAGGAUGGGGUCUGUUGCACGGGAGACCAACUUCAAGAAAGUCCAGCAGUUCAAAGCCGACUACACCGAGGCCGAAUUCACCCAGUAUGAAUCGCAGCGCACGGGCAUGAAUGUCGUAGUGGUCGACAGGAAAGGACCCAAGAUUUACGGCUACUUUGCACUGGCUACCGAGAUCCACGAUGACUCUGGAGCACCACACACUCUGGAGCAUCUCUGCUUCAUGGGCUCACGGAAAUACCCUUUCAAGGGUGUGCUGGACAAACUCUCUACUCGGGCCUACUCCGACACCAAUGCCUGGACAGACGUCGACGAGACCGUCUACACAUUGACCACAGCGGGCUGGGAAGGUUUCGCGCAGAUAUUGCCCAUUUACCUUGACCACCUCGUCGUGCCUACUCUCACAGAUGAGGGAUGCUACACUGAGGUGCACCACAUCGAUGGUACUGGGAACGAUGCCGGUGUCGUCUACUCGGAGAUGCAAGGUCGCCAGAACCUACAAGGUGACCUGAUGGAUUUGGAGAUGCGUCGCAUUCUGUACCCCGAGCGCUAUGGAUUCCGCUACGAGACCGGAGGUCGUGUAGAAGCAUUACGCGUCCUCACAGCAGAACGAAUCCGCCAAUUCCAUCGCGACAUGUAUCAACCCAAGAACCUUCGGUUGGUCCUCAUCGGCGAGGUCGAUCACGCAGAUCUUCUGGAGAUUCUGGACAAAUUCGAGGCCGACACCGCCGACAGCGUGCCCGCCUACACCGCUCCCUUCAAGCGGCCAUGGUCAAAUUCAAAGCUUGAGGCGGGCCUCACUAAGACGACCGUUGAGACUGUGGAAUUCCCCGAGGAGGACGAGUCCACUGGUGAGAUUCAGAUCGCCCUCAUUGGACCUGAUUCUACGGACGAGAAGCUUGAGACUGCUCUUAACACUGUGCUCAUGUACCUUGCUGGCUCUUCAGUCUCGGUUCUGGUCAACAAACUUGCGGAGAAGGAGCACCUUACCAGUAUGGUGUACUUCUAUGUCCGGAGCUUUGCUCAGUCGAUCAUACACUUCACAUUGACCAGUGUCGCUACUGAGAAGCUUGAAGAAGUCGAGAAGCGCUUCUGGGAAGUUCUUCAAGAGCAUGUGGCUCAGCCAAUCGAUUUGGCCUACCUCAAGGACUGCCUGCAUCGGUUCAAGCGCCAAGUGAGGUUCACUUCAGAAAUUGGCAAUGACGAGUUCAAGGAUCCUGUCAUCAAAGACCACUCUUACGGUCCACGUGAUGGCUCAAAGCUCCGGGAAGCCCUCGAGUCUCUCUCUGUGUUUGACGAGCUCGAAGAAUGGAGCGAAGAAGAGUGGCGCUCAUUCAUCAAAAAGUGGAUUGUCGAACCGCAUCACGUAUCCCUCCUUGGAAAGCCUUCCGUAGCACUCGCGGAAAAGAUCAAGUCCGAAGAAGUCGAACGCGUCAAGGCACAACAAGAGAAGCUCGGCGAGGCAGGCUUGAAAGAGAAGGCCGACAAGCUGGAGAAGGCGAAAGCCGAAAACGACAAACCGAUCCCAUUGGAGAUGAUGGAGAGGCUGAAGGUCCCUAGCACUGGCUCGAUCCACUUCUUCGAGACUACGACCGCGCGAUCUGGCCUCGCAAAAAAGCUCGGGAUCAUGGACAACAAGAUCCAGAAGAUCAUUGACAAGGACGAGAAUGGCCUUCCGCUGUUUAUUCAUUACGAGUCUAUCCCAACAUCUUUCGUCCACUUCGGACUCGCGCUUGGUACCGCUGGUAUACCUACUGAGCUGAAGCCUUUGCUCGGCGUCUAUCUUACGAACUUCUUUGGCACGCCGAUCACACGAGAUGGCAAGCGCAUCGAAUUCGAGCAAGUCAUCACUGACCUGGAGAAAGAUACGAUAGAGUAUAGCCUUGACCGUGGCAACGAUAUUGGCAAUGGCGAGAUGAUCUACAUCCACUUUGUUGCUGAGGCAGACAAAUUCAAGGAUGUCGUUCAGUGGCUCGCUGACCUUCUUGUCAACUCCAUCUUCGACACCGAGCGAUUGAUUGCUGCAGCGAAGAAGAUGCUCGCAGAUGUGCCAGACGAGAAGCGUGACGGCCACAGCAUGCUUUUUGCUGUUGAUCGUAUGAUCCACUACAAAGAGGCUUCUUCUGUCCGCGCCACCAACACUCUUGUCAAGGCCCUCUACCUAAAGCGCACCUUGAAGCAGCUCAAGACGGACCCUCAGCAGGUGAUUGACAAGCUUGAGUCCUUGCGCAAACACCUCCUGACCUUCUCGAACCUCCGCGUCCUAGCAAUAGCCAACUUCGAGACGCUCCCGAAUCCCGUAUCUACAUUCAAGACUCUCACUGACGCCAUCAAGCCGGGACCAGAACCUACUAUCAACCCCAUUGAUGAUCGCAAGUCGCUGCUUUCAGACAUCGGAAAGAACCCUGGCGGUGCACACUACGUCAUCCCCAUGCCUAUCGAUUCAUCCUUCGCUAUGCUGACGUCCAAAGGCCCCGAUUCCUAUACCAGCCCAGACUUACCUCCUCUGAUGGUAGCUCUGUCUUAUCUAGAUGCUGUUGAAGGUCCGAUGUGGCAGGACAUUCGUGGCACGGGUCUUGCCUAUGGCGCGAACUUCCUCCGUGACAUCCAGGCCGGCCUCCUCAAGUUCCGCAUCUACAAGUCUCCAAACUCGUACGCCGCAUACGAAAAGGCGCGCACCGUUAUCAAGGAAUACGGUGAUGGGACACGCAAAUUCGAGAAACUGGCUCUCGAAGGUGCCAUCAGCAGCAUCGUGCGAGAGUUCGUGGAUGAUAAGGCUACUAUUGUCGAUGCGGCACGAGGUAGCUUCAUCGAUCUCGUGGUGAAGCGCGUCGGCAAAGAGUGGUCAGAGUGGGUGUUGGGUCAAGUUAGGGAGGUCAAGGAGGAAGACGUGCGUAAAGCGUUUACUGAUGUCAUCGCCAAGGUCUUUGAUCCCGAGAAGACGGAUCUGGUCAUCACCUGCGGUGGCAACAUGGUUGAGGAUCUGAAGAAAAACUUCGAGAAGGACGGCUUCAAGAUCAACGUGAAGCAGCUUGUCGAUUUCCAAGAGGAUUAUGGACUGAAGGGAGAUGAUGAUGAGGAAGAGGAAGAAGAGGAUAGCGAGGGAAGCGAGGAGGAAUCUGAAGAGGAGUAG
Didymosphaeria variabile is the source of this 3390-nucleotide messenger RNA. RefSeq lists its product as uncharacterized. Gene Ontology annotation, molecular function: metal ion binding. Bases 1 to 3390 code for a protein of 1129 amino acids. The record is from RefSeq and is a predicted model, not a curated record. The transcript has 4 exons. NCBI's taxonomy places the organism in Eukaryota, Fungi, Ascomycota, Dothideomycetes, Pleosporales, Didymosphaeriaceae.